AAGGACCGCCUAUCUAUAAAGGCUUCGCUAGAUUGACGAUCAGUCCAGCUGGAAUCACGUGACCUAAGUCUUGAUAAACAGAUCUUGGAUCAAUCACAGUAACGAUAAACAAUGUCUUCGACCAAUCCAAUUCCAAGCCUUGAAGCAGGUAUUCAAUACUGGGCCACUCAGCCCGCAAACUACGACGGCGUGCUUGGUGGAUUUGGAACGGGGUCACUUCCUCGUGUCGAUUCUCUUGGAUCACGUCGUUUCCUCCUCGACCUCCUUCCUGAAUUAUCCACAGUCCCAUCACCGUUUCGGAGUCUCUCCGCCCCUCCAUCCGAAACUAAGCGUGUGAGAGCUCUUGACGUUGGCGCAGGUGUCGGGCGCGUCACAUCAGACGUUCUCCUUCAUCUUGUCUCGGAUGUUGUUCUGCUUGAGCCUGUAGAGUCUUUCAUCAACGAAGCCCGAUCACGUGGAAAAGCCAGCGAAUCCGGUUUAGAAAUCAACGACAGCGGGUAUAGGGUUUCAUGGAAGGGUAUCGCGGAUCGAUCGAAGAGCGUCACAUUCUUGCAAGGUGCCUUGCAAUCUUUUGACCCGGUCGUACCAGGGACACCUCUGGAUCGUGUCGGUUAUCUGCCGCAAGGUGGUGAUGACGAAACGGAAACGGGAUUCGAUGUGAUAUGGUGCCAAUGGUGCCUCGGUCACUUGAGAGAUGAUGAUCUUGUGCUUUUCCUUCAGAGGAGCAAGAAGGCUCUACGUGAUGGGAGGAGUCUCAUCGUAGUGAAGGAGAAUAUAUGCGGCAAGCAAAAUGAGCCAGUGACUGUUUUUGACGAGCAAGACUCCACCUUCACUCGGUCAGAUCUCGCAUUCAGAAAUAUUUUCCGGGAUGCUGGUCUCAAAAUCAUCGAAGAGAAAAUCCAACACGGGCUUCCCAAAGGACUAUACCCUGUGAAAAUGUACGCACUACGGGAGGCAUGAGACAUCCUUCAGUAGUCUCUUAUUGUCGUCAGCCAUGCAUGCACGCGUUAUAUGUGAUUGCGUCCGUAGUGCAAGAGUAUGUAACAUCGAGCCAACAUAAACACAUUGUUCAUCUGACAUCAUCU
Suillus fuscotomentosus is the source of this 1085-nucleotide messenger RNA. RefSeq names its product alpha-N-methyltransferase NTM1. The record is from RefSeq and is a predicted model, not a curated record. Bases 112 to 960 code for a protein of 282 amino acids. Gene Ontology annotation, molecular function: N-terminal protein N-methyltransferase activity. Gene Ontology annotation, biological process: N-terminal protein amino acid methylation. Gene Ontology annotation, cellular component: cytoplasm. NCBI's taxonomy places the organism in Eukaryota, Fungi, Basidiomycota, Agaricomycetes, Boletales, Suillaceae. The transcript has 5 exons.